This is a messenger RNA of Arachis ipaensis, 408 nucleotides long. The record is from RefSeq and is a predicted model, not a curated record. NCBI's taxonomy places the organism in Eukaryota, Viridiplantae, Streptophyta, Magnoliopsida, Fabales, Fabaceae.
GCCAAGGAUGGUUCUACCAUACGCCGUGUAAUGGAAUCCAUAUUCCGAUACUUCAAUAAUGGAAACUUGUGGUCUAUAAAUGAUGGCCUUGCCUUUUCUGUUUUAAAGGAUAUGUUGUUUUUAAUGGAUGAUUCUGGAAAAAACACUCAUGUUUUGUUGUCAAUGUUAAUUAAGCAUCUGGAUCAUAAAAUUGUUCUUAAAGAACCCAAAAUGCAGCUUGACAUUGUUGAGGUGACUACUUCACUUGCUCAAUAUGCAAAGGUUCAACCUUCUGUAUCAAUAAUUGGUGCUCUAAGUGAUGUGAUGAGACAUUUGCGGAAGAGCAUACAAUGUUCCUUAGAAAACUAAAAUCUAGCAAGUGAUGUAAUCGAAUGGAACAAGAAUUUUAGAGAAGCUGUGGAUAAGUGC